AUGACCUCUUUCCUCGCUUCCCUCCUUCCUCUACACGUAUAUGGACUCCUCUCGCUUGGCGGCUUGGUGCUCUUGCGUAGGAUUCUUCGCCGGGGAAAUCAGGGCAGGGCUUGGAGAAAUCCGAAUCGCCUGCCUUAUCCUCCUGGGCCCAAACCUCGACCGGUUAUUGGGAAUCUUCUUGACCUCGCACGCGAUAAUGAAUCCUCGGCUUAUUACGAUCUGGCACAGAAAUAUGGGCAACCCUUGCUGUUUGUCAACUCGUUUCAGACCGCAAACGACUUGUUCGAAAAGAGGUCCGCGUAUUACUCUGGGCGCAGGCGAUCUAUUAUGAUUAACGAAUUGCGAGUUCUCUCUCUCCCUCGCAUCUUUGUCUUACAAGACUGGGACUGGAGCUUCGGACACAUGCCCUACGGCGAGAGAUGGAAAGCCCAUCGUAAGAUGUUCCAUCAAGAGUUCCAACAGGUCGCUGUCCCAUCCUACUCCGCGACGCACGAGCACCAAGCCAAACUCCUUGCCCGAAGGCUGCUACGAUCCCCUCAAAACCUGCGGGAUCACCUUCGACUGAACGCCGCUGGAGUGACCAUGGGAGUUGUCUAUGGGAUCGAAGACAAGAAUGAGAGCGAGAGGUUUAUUACCGUCGCGGAGAAGGCACUCGAGGGGAUGGCGAAAGCGGCUAAACCUGGCGAGUACUUGGUCGAAUUUUUACCACUGUUGUAUUCGAUGCGAGACGCGCCAUUCGAAAUGGUACUCCGAGCGCUGGUGGGUAUCUCUGUGGUCGUCUGGACAGGUCAGAUGCUGAUAUUUCUGAAGGCGUCUGGAACAGCUCAACCCUCCUUCGUAUCCAAUCUCAUUUCCAAGUGUGAGAACAAGUCUGACCGUAACUCUCAAUUGGAGAUCAUCCGGAACUGUGCUGGAUUAGCCUAUGCAGCGGGAGCGGAAAGUACGAUUUCGAGCCUGACGACGUUCAUCCUAGCAAUGGUCCUUCACCCACACGUAUCCGCUCGAGCCCAGGCAGAGCUGGAUGAAGUGGUUGGGCAUGGAAGACUACCUCACCAACGUGAUCGAGCGUCUCUUCCGUAUAUGAACGCGAUAGUUAAAGAAGUGUUAAGGUGGAAUCCGGUUGCUCCGUUAGGACUUCCGCACAUGCUAUCCAAAGAUGAUGAAUACAACGGAUAUUUCAUCCCUGCUGGAACGUUGGUAAUUGGGAAUACCUGGACGAUCCUCCACGACCCUGAGAUCUUCCCAGAUCCCAUGUCCUUCAACCCCGACAGGUUCAUGCAAACCUCUUCAAAUGACGACCAGCAAUUCGCCUCGUGCCACCCUCUCUCCUCUGCCUUUGGAUAUGGCCGGAGAGUGUGCCCUGGUAGAUUCAUGGCUGAACAACAACUCUUCAUUACUAUGGCUACGAUCCUUAAUUUGUUUGAUAUUUCGCCUGGAUUGGAUGAGAAUGGGCGACCGAUACCUGUGGAACCGAAGUUUUCCUCGGGGAUGAUUAGUCAUCCUCUACCGUUUGCGUAUACCAUUAAACCCCGUGGGGAAUACGUCCAUGAACUGCUGGCGUAG
Molecule: messenger RNA, 1563 nt
Organism: Coprinopsis cinerea okayama7#130
Lineage: Eukaryota; Fungi; Basidiomycota; Agaricomycetes; Agaricales; Psathyrellaceae
Product: O-methylsterigmatocystin oxidoreductase
Exons: 10
Coding region: 1-1563 (520 amino acids)
Molecular function (GO): monooxygenase activity; iron ion binding; oxidoreductase activity, acting on paired donors, with incorporation or reduction of molecular oxygen
Source: RefSeq, a predicted model, not a curated record